AUGGUUACAAAUAAGGCUGAAAGGUUAGCACGUACCUUGGAUCUAGCUGAAGUGACACAAUUUUUUAAUUUGUCCCCACAGGUACAAGAGCAAGAUCAACGAGCCCAAAAUCAAGAAUAUCAAUGGGCCCAAAGACAACAAGAUCAACGGAUUCAACCACAAUGUCAAUUUAUCCAAACAUUGAUUCAUGAUUAUUCUACACAAAGUUUGCUAUUUGAACAAAAACAACGUUGUGAUCUAAAAAUUCGAGUAUCAGAUACACAAGUGUUUGAAGUGCAUUCCACGAUUUUAUAUGUACGCUCUUCCUUUUUUCAGGAAGUUCUGUCAACUAAUAAAGUUGAAUAUGAAAUUUCUAUACCAGAUGUUUCACCACAAUGUUUUAAAACCUUAUUAAAGUGA
Messenger RNA from Rhizophagus irregularis DAOM 181602=DAOM 197198, 399 nucleotides. NCBI's taxonomy places the organism in Eukaryota, Fungi, Glomeromycota, Glomeromycetes, Glomerales, Glomeraceae. The record is from RefSeq and is a predicted model, not a curated record.